CAGUGAAGGCUGAGAGGUGGCGGGAGCUCCACUUCAGAGUCGAUCCCCCUGUACACAAAAGAACCCCCUAAGUAAGAGCGAAAGGCACCUCACGAACCACAACCAUGAAUGGGACAGAAGGCCAAGACUUCUACGUGCCCAUGUCCAACAAGACCGGGGUGGUGCGGAGCCCCUUCGAGUACCCCCAGUACUACCUGGCUGAGCCCUGGAAGUUCUCAGCACUAGCUGCCUACAUGUUCAUGCUGAUCCUGCUCGGCUUCCCCAUCAACUUCCUCACGCUCUACGUCACCAUCCAGCAUAAGAAACUCCGGACACCUCUAAACUACAUCCUUCUGAACCUGGCAGUCGCUGACCUCUUCAUGGUCUUUGGAGGCUUCACGACCACCAUGUACACCUCGAUGAACGGGUACUUUGUCUUUGGAGUAACAGGGUGUUACAUUGAAGGCUUCUUUGCCACACUGGGAGGUGAAAUUGGUCUCUGGUCACUGGUGGUCCUGGCUAUCGAAAGAUACGUAGUGGUCUGCAAGCCCAUGAGCAACUUCCGUUUCGGGGAGAACCACGCCAUCAUGGGGGUUGCCUUCUCCUGGAUCAUGGCCUUGGCAUGUGCGGCUCCCCCGCUCUUCGGCUGGUCCAGGUACAUCCCCGAGGGCAUGCAGUGCUCAUGUGGGAUCGACUAUUACACUCUGAAGCCAGAGGUCAACAACGAAUCUUUCGUCAUCUACAUGUUUGUGGUUCACUUCAUGAUCCCGCUUGCAAUCAUUUUCUUCUGCUACGGGAACCUGGUUUGCACUGUCAAGGAGGCUGCUGCCCAGCAGCAGGAGUCUGCCACCACCCAGAAGGCAGAAAAAGAAGUAACCCGCAUGGUCAUCAUCAUGGUCAUUUCCUUCCUGAUCUGCUGGGUCCCCUAUGCCAGUGUCGCGUUCUACAUCUUCACCAACCAAGGAUCAGACUUUGGGCCCAUCUUCAUGACCAUCCCGGCGUUCUUCGCCAAGAGCUCCUCCAUCUACAACCCUGUCAUCUACAUCGUAAUGAACAAACAGUUCCGUAACUGCAUGAUCACAACCCUCUGCUGUGGCAAGAACCCGCUGGGAGACGAGGACACGUCUGCUGGCAAGACAGACACCUCCUCCGUCUCCACCAGCCAGGUCUCUCCUGCGUAGGCCCCACCUGGGCCAGUCCCUGGGGUGCACGAACUUAGUCCCACCGCUGUCACCACCUGCCCCUGCUUCGCCACGGCCAAGGCCCUGUGGGGCGGGCUCCUCUCUCCUGGCACUAGGAACCCUGGGAACAAGGCUGAAAAUGUGUACACACGUUUUGUAAUUAAAAUGCAAAGAUUUAGCUCCUCUGGC
Pipra filicauda (Wire-tailed manakin) is the source of this 1349-nucleotide messenger RNA. It is a transcript of the gene RHO, whose product is annotated as rhodopsin. Bases 105 to 1160 code for a protein of 351 amino acids. Lineage: Eukaryota; Metazoa; Chordata; Aves; Passeriformes; Pipridae. Gene Ontology annotation, cellular component: membrane; photoreceptor outer segment. Gene Ontology annotation, molecular function: G protein-coupled receptor activity. The record is from RefSeq and is a predicted model, not a curated record. The transcript is spliced from 5 exons. Gene Ontology annotation, biological process: phototransduction; G protein-coupled receptor signaling pathway; visual perception.